Colletotrichum paranaense is the source of this 693-nucleotide messenger RNA. RefSeq lists its product as uncharacterized. Gene Ontology annotation, biological process: regulation of DNA-templated transcription. Gene Ontology annotation, molecular function: DNA-binding transcription activator activity, RNA polymerase II-specific; transcription cis-regulatory region binding. The coding region runs from base 1 to 693 and encodes 230 amino acids. Lineage: Eukaryota; Fungi; Ascomycota; Sordariomycetes; Glomerellales; Glomerellaceae. The transcript is spliced from 3 exons. Gene Ontology annotation, cellular component: RNA polymerase II transcription regulator complex. The record is from RefSeq and is a predicted model, not a curated record.
AUGGACAGCACAUCACCAGAACUCCCGCCAUACGCCAUGCCCGUCGACUUCUCCUCAAUGGCUGGCACAACCCCCUACGACAUCAUCGCCGCGCAGUUCGCCUCACGCAUCAACUCCAACGAGAACGGCUACUGCACUCCGACGUCAUUAUGGUCUAGCCCUCACAGCCCGACCUCCAGCAUCGAUCACAGCAAGGCAGAAGACUCGCACGAUGACGCACACUCCCCCACCAGCGGAUCUGAAGAGUCUUCAAAGCCCCAGAAAGGAAGACGGGGCAACAGAUAUAAGAACUGCAGCGAGUCAGUGCUAUCAAAGCGCCGCGCUCAGAACCGCGCCAACCAGCGCGCCUACCGAAAGCGCAAAGAGUCCCGUCUCGAGGAGCUCCAGGCUCAGAUCCAGGACAUGAGUCAGAAGAACGACGCGCUCUGCUGUGCUUACAGACUCCUGGCCAACGAGUGCUACAGACUCCGCGCGAGCCAGCAGAUGUCUGCUGCUGCUGUUGCGGGGCAGGCUCCGGCGUGGGACUUGAUGAGCAACGCCAAUGCCAACGACGGGGCCGGAAGCUUGGCACUGGACAUGUCUGCGCUCGACGCAUACCGCAUUGUCCCUCCUCCCGUCUCGACCUCGAGUCCCGUCCCCGAGUCAUAUCUCGACUAUCCCGGGAGCCCCGAUAAGUUGUGGAGCUCCUAUUGA